Molecule: messenger RNA, 3585 nt
Organism: Acanthaster planci (crown-of-thorns starfish)
Lineage: Eukaryota; Metazoa; Echinodermata; Asteroidea; Valvatida; Acanthasteridae
Product: gamma-aminobutyric acid type B receptor subunit 2-like
Biological process (GO): gamma-aminobutyric acid signaling pathway; G protein-coupled receptor signaling pathway
Cellular component (GO): G protein-coupled receptor heterodimeric complex; membrane
Molecular function (GO): G protein-coupled GABA receptor activity
Source: RefSeq, a predicted model, not a curated record
AACGUGAUGUACCGGGAACUUUACAACAUCACCACUACAAAAAUAAUGAUCCUGGGUGGAGGGUGUUCUGUAGCUACAGAGCCAACGGCUCUCGUCUCACAUCAUUGGAAUUUAAUACAAUUGUCUUAUGGUGCCUCGUCCCCAGAGCUGUCCAAGCGCCUCCUCUAUCCCCGUUUCUUCCGGCUAUUCCCAACAGAGUCGCUCUUCAACGUGGUUUGGCUGGCCGCUAUGGAGAAAUUCAACUGGACUAAAGUGGCCACUCUCUACCAAUCUAUCGACCUCUUCUCCUUGGCAAUGGCCGAUUUCCAGCGGGACGCCAAGGCUGCAGGUAUUGAAAUCCUUGCCGCCGAGAGCUUCGUCGACGAUCCAGUUCUACAUGUAGAAAACAUCAAGAAAAGCGGAGCCCGUAUCAUUAUGGGCAAUUUCUAUAGUGACAUGGCCAUACGCGUGUUCUGUACGGCUUACCACCAAAAGAUGUACGGUGCCAAGUACGUGUGGUUUGUACCAGGUUGGUACAAGGCAAGAUGGUGGCGGGAACCGGACAGUUCCAUAGACUGUACGAAGGAUCAAAUGGAUGUGGUAGUUGACAACGUCUUCACGGUCAACAUCAACGCGCUGCCAACGGAAAACCGAAAGCCGUCAGAGACUGGCCUGACGCCCAAAACAUUUAAGGAGAAGUUCAACGACUUCUAUGGGGACGGUGCGGAAUCGUUGGCUGGUUACACGACGUGCUCAUUGGGUUACGACACGGUUUGGGCAAUCGCCUUUGCUCUCCAGGACACCGAGAGGCAACUUAGAUCCCAGGAUCCACCAAGAAAGUUAUCUGAUUUUACAUACAGCGAUAAUGUAACCUUGGAGAUCCUUUUUGAUAAAAUGAGCGACAUGGAGUUCGAAGGAGUAUCGGGGCCAGUUCAAUUCGACCGCAAUGGCGAUAGGAUCUGUUUGCUAAAUCUGCAUCAAAUCAAAGACCUCGAGUCUAUUCUUGUUGGUAUUGUGGACACAACCACUGGUACACGAAAAGAGCUGAGUUUGAACGGUUACCAUCCAAUACAUUGGCCAGGUGGUGAGCCCCCCAUCGAUUUCAUCAUCGAAAGGGAAGUGCGACAAACAAUCUUGUAUCCUGUGUUUGUGACGGGCACUGUGUUUGCAACGCUGGGUAUUUUACUGGCUGGUUUCUUCCUAGCUUUCAAUAUUCAUUACAGAACUAGACGAGUGAUCAAGAUGUCGAGCCCCAACAUCAACAACUUGAUGCUGAUUGGUGGAAUGCUAGCCUAUAUCUCUAUCAUCUUCCAAGGAGUGGAUACGGCCAUAGCAUCCACUGACACAUUUAUGUGGAUGUGUAAGUCAAAGACGUGGCUUCUUGCGAUUGGCUUUUCAACUGCCUUUGGGGCGAUGUUUAGUAAAACGUGGCGGGUGCACAAGAUUUUCAACAACAAGACUGCAAUGAAGUUGGUCGUGAAAGACAGCAAACUGUUCAUCUUUAUAGCUGCACUAAUAAUCCUUGAUGUCAUUAUACUCAUUUUAUGGAAUUCUACCGACUCUGUGCGUGCUAACUUGAUACAUGGCCAAGAAGUGGUUGAUCCCGAGAAUGAUGACAUUGUUUACAAGCCGAUCCGUGUGUUAUGUGCGUCUCGCAACCAGACCUACUGGGUCGUUGCCUUCUACAUCAUCAAUGGCAUUCUGCUGUUAGUCGGAGCUAUUCUGGCCUGGGAGACUAGAAAUGUCUCCAUUCCAGCUCUGAACGACUCUAAAUAUAUUGGUGUCUGUGUCUAUAAUGUCUUGAUCUUAUCUAUCGUUGGUGUGACGGUUUCCUACGUUGUGGAGGAGCAAAAUGUUCUGUAUGCUCUCACGGCCUUUUUCAUCUGGCUGGCAACUACCUUAACACUGUGUGUUCUGUUCAUCCCAAAGAUACGGAUGCGAAAUGAUGUCCGCCCAGCGCAGAACCCCAUCGUCUCCCAUGCAGCCAGAGACGAGGGGAACGCAAAUACGUCAGAGUUGGAGAGGCAGCUUCAAGAACUUCGUCAGGAAGUAAUCCGGUUGAAGGAGGAAAAUACGAAGCCGGACCCUGAAGAAAGUCCCAGGCAGAUUCAGAGAGAUGCUGCCCAGAUGCACUCUAGGCUUGUGACGACGGAUUCCAGUUUGCAGAAAACCCAUUGAUGGUUGACAAUAGCCUAUAGAUACAGUCUACAAUGGUGUAUAAAACAGUUGGAGAAUUUCUUGACUCAUCGCCCACUUUUUUGGGGGGGGGAUGGUUACAGAGUAGGCCUAUCUUUGAGUACAUUUGCUUGCAGUAACAUCCAGUUCCCUCAUCGAGAACUUUAUUUUACUUGACAAUUUUUAUUUAUUCCAGAUUUUUACAACACAUUGCAAAUCAUACCUCCAGAAAUGACUAUAUUUGCAUGUAUCUUAGCCUUUGAGACAUCUUGUUGUGGUGUAUAUACAUGGCCAAUUAUAUUGGCAGUUUGACAGAUGCAUAUUGUAUGUGUUAGUUGGGUUCCAGUUUCCAUUCUAUUCUGUUCUGUAUUGAAAAUGUACCUAAAGAUAGCGGGCUUUAUCAACACAAUGAGUUAGUCUCGGUGAAAGCGCAGAAGCCAUCUCAAGAUGUCACAGAGCGUAAAAAACAUUUGCAAAAAGCCCUAAGAAGCAGAUGACACUUUUGACUUUACAAAAUACCAUUGAGUCAUCAAAGUUAAACAUUCCAAUAAAACAAGAAAGACACAGUGACAAACAAUUGUAAACCCAGAUGGAAUUUCACGCUAUCCAUGGUGAAGGACAGCAACAGGUGGAAUUAAAGGCUUUCGAUAGAAACAUGCGAAGGAAUAAGAGAGAUAUAUUCCUUCGCAAGGUGCAACCGCAAGCCUUUCCACCUGUUAAUUGUAAACACCUCAUCCCAAACUGUAAGAUUUAUAGCGAUUGCUUGCUUUGUUUUUAUUUUUUCCCCUGCGACAUUUUAAUCUGAAUGUUUCGCGGAACACCAUCGAUCAGUAGAACACAACUACAUAUGCACGUACGCAAAAUUGGACGAGUCCGUUGAGCCUUUUGGACACAUUGUGUGACAGUCUUCUCCUCAAACGGCAAGAAAUAGAUCAGCAGAGAAUGUAGUCGGGAUCGUAAUAAAAUUUGGGAACAGAAACAGAAUUUUCAAAAUUAGAAACAAGGCCUCAGCCUUGUUUCUAAUUUUGGAAAAUAUCACCGAAAAACCAAGGUAAACCACAUCGAUCAAGAUAGAGCCGUGGAGUUGGAAAAGGCACUGAUGUACAAACUAUGAACAAAUGACACGCACCAAAAUGAUAAUCGUGUCCCUAAAUGACUUGAUGCAACAUGCUGAUGGUUUUGAAUUUUUAGAGCUUGAUCCAAACGAGAUGCACAACUUGGACUGUACACGUUCAUUAUGUAAUGGAAGAUUAUAAAAAAUAAUGAAAGGUUAUUAGUAUAGUUGUGCUUGGAAAGUCACUUGCAUAAUUGUAAUAAGCCGCGUGGGUUCUAACACGUGUGGUGAGUAGACUGAUGUGAGAACGGAAUAGCCCCACUACAUGUAGUGUCACGGUGGCACGGACCCUUGCUCCCGCUCCAUCCUUAGCCACA